GCCCCGCCCCGGCCCGGCCGCGCUGAGGGCGGAGGCGGCGGAGCGGCCGCGGCUCCCGGGGGCUCUUGGCUGGGCCGCGCCGCUGCCCGUCCCGCAGCGCUCCGGCCGACUGAGCAGCGAGAGCAGCGGACGCAGCUCGGCAUGAACCGGGCUCAGCGCGGGGCCGCGGGCAGCCGCGGCCUGGGCACCAUGGAGGUGAAGAGCAAGUUUGGGGCAGAAUUUCGACGAUUUUCUCUGGAGAGGUCCAAGCCUGGCAAGUUUGAGGAGUUCUAUGGAUUACUGCAGCACGUGCACAAGAUCCCCAACGUGGAUGUUCUGGUGGGAUACACCGACAUUCACGGGGACCUGCUGCCCAUCAACAAUGAUGACAAUUAUCACAAAGCAGUUUCUACAGCCAAUCCUCUGCUCAGGAUUUUCAUUCAGAGAAAAGAAGAUGCAGACUACAGUGCCUUCGGGACGGACACCAUGACCAGGAAGAAGAACGUCUUAUCCAACGUGCUGCGCCCAGACAACCACAGGAAGAAGCCCCACAUUGUCAUCAGCAUGCCCCAGGACUUCAGGCCCGUGUCCUCCAUCAUCGACGUGGACAUCCUGCCCGAGACGCACCGGCGGGUGCGGCUCUACAAGUACGGCACCGACAAACCGCUGGGCUUCUACAUCCGCGACGGCUCCAGCGUCAGGGUCACCCCGCACGGCCUGGAGAAGGUGCCCGGCAUCUUCAUCUCCAGGCUGGUCCCCGGGGGGCUGGCCCAGAGCACCGGGCUGCUGGCUGUCAAUGACGAGGUGCUGGAGGUGAACGGCAUCGAGGUGUCAGGAAAAAGCCUGGAUCAAGUUACAGACAUGAUGAUCGCAAACAGCCGCAACCUGAUCAUCACCGUCAGACCCGCCAACCAGAGGAACAACGUGGUGAGGAACAGUCGGACUUCGGGCAGCUCCGGCCAGUCCACCGAGUCCAGCCUGCCCAGCAGCACCCCCAACAUCCUGGGCACCCUGCAGGGAGAGGAGGAGAGUGACGAGGAGGACAUUAUUAUUGAAGACAGUGGUGAGCCACAGCAGAUCCCUAAGGCUGCGCCCACCAGCGAAAGCAUAGAGUCCUUGUCACAAAUUGAACUCCUCCACGAGUCCUCACAAAAUGGGUUCCUUCCUUCCAGUGAGAACUUGAGUCACUCAGCAGGCAGCAUUAGCAUGGAGUGUGAAGUACCAGAGCAGGGCCGAAAGUCCUUAGAAGAAGAUGGAACUAUAAUAACACUAUGAAAUGACAUUGGUGUACUUCAGAUAAGUAAGGAUGCCAUACAUGUUUUAAUUGGGCUUGAUAUGUAACACAUUUUAUACCUCUCCAUCUACCAAGCACUGCAGUUAGAUUAAAAGGAGGGAAAAAAGUAAAUACAAGAAAUUCAAAAUCACAUAAGUUGACUAACUUCAUUAAUUCUGCACUUCAAUGUAAAUAAUUCACAAAGCUGGGUGAUAAUUGAUAAAUAGCUGAAAUUGAAUGAGGAGGAUUUAAAUUGAGAAUGAAGGAUAGCUAAGAGAUGGCUGUGAGCUUUCUUCUAAAGGUACUUGAUUUUUAUUGUUUUUUUUAAUGCUGUACACUACUGGUUCUAUAGAAGUGAACCUCCUCGUGUGUGAGGCUGGCUGUCUCAUGGACUGUGCUUUCACCUGCUGUUCCUCUAAGUGCUGCUCUCGUGUGCUGGAGCUGCUGCAGCCCCCUCACUGCUGUCCUGGCUGCUGCUCCUCUGCCAGAGCUGUGCGUGGGCUCUGGGCAAGGGGAAACUGGGAGAGAGCCAGAGCUGGGGGUGGUGACACAGGGACAGCAGGGCUGUGUGGCAGCACCUGCACUGGGGCUUUGGAGGGCACUGUUCUUCCUGAGUGAAUGUGCAACCACAGGCUCGUUAGUCAGGCACCAUUACUGCUUUUAAUGACUCUGAUUUUGAAAUUCAAAUGUGAAAGUCUUAACACUAAUGCAUCAAAGACCUGUUCUCAUUCUAGCUUGCCAUAUUUAAGAAUAUCAUUGGAUUUAGUUACUAAUCCCAGUAAAUUGCAAACAAAUCAAGUGUAAACUUAAUGCUAUGGAAAUAGCAUGAGGUAAUCUCUGUUACAAUUGCAGUCCUAGUAGAAACUGUAAAGAUUUCUACUAGCAAAGGUUUGUUGGAAAGAGUCUGGAUUAUAUAAAAGUGACUUCCUUCAAACCUGAACAAGUUAGAACAGUCCAAGUUAAAUCCCUGGAUUAAAGAGUUUUAAAUCAGAAUGAGGCUUUACUAGACCUUGUUUGAGCCAUGUGAUACUAACUGAUUCAUUCUUAGGAGCUGCUCUGUAAAUGCAGAUGGCUGUGUGCCCCUGGCUGGGUGUUGUGGGUAUUACAGUGUUGUUCUGUGUGAAAACACUGAUGACAAGUCCUGAUGCUGCAAGAGCAAAGGUGUGUGUGUGUAACACUGCACUCACUGGGAUAGCUGCAGGGGAGGCUUCUGGCAUUGUUUUUAUCCCUUCCCUUUUUGUAUCUCUUCCUUUACCCCUUUGGCCCUUGUUUCCCAACCUGACCCUCCUCUGGAACAGAAGUUGUGGCAGGAGAAUGAGCUGGGGACUGCCAGGACUGGAGAAGGAUUCCCCAGGGAUGCUGUGCCUCUGUCAGGAGGAGUGGGGUGCUGCCAGGUGUGUCCUGUGCUCCCCUGAGCAGCAGCCAGGUGCUUGGGAAUGUUCCACCCUCUGGGAAGAUGUGAUGAGUGGGAAGGGAGACUGACCCCUUUCUUUUUUUCCCUCAGUCUAUUUGAGGAAAAUCUACCUCUGGUAACUUCACUAACAGGAGACCAACUGUAAGUUUAAUGUUAGGGCAUCUGUAAAAGUCGUCACAGACUAUCAGAGGCUAAACCUGUGUUUGUUUCAGGUUUUUGUGAUGAUGCAAACACUGCUGCAGAAACAAAUCCCUGCUGUUUGAUGUUACAAAGUGCACAUUUGAAAUUAGUGUCUGAUGGGCAGUAGUUUUCUCAAGCCUUCAAUGCCAAGAGAGGCACUCAUCCCCCUUAGGAUUUAUGGAGGAUAGGCACAGCAGGCAGUGGUACUCUGCAAAUGCAGGUGAGGGGCUCCUUUGUCACACUUAUUUAUGGUUUCUUUGUGUGUGUGUGGAGAGCCCUGGAAUCUUUUACAAGAGCAACAUCUUUUAAGUGUUUCACUUGUUUUGCUAAUAAUUAUUAAAAAUGAAGUAACUACAUCCACUUAGUGCAAAGUGAGCAAAAGAAAUGUUCAUUCUGCACCAUGGAGACUUUACCUGUACAUGUUUUCUCUCAGCGCUGCUCUACACUUCCUUUCUUUAUGGAAGAUUGUUUACUUUGAAAAUAUCUUUUUUAUUUUCCUUUGUCAAAAGACUUUCCUUCCUGUAUGAAAUCACCAGUGGAGGGUGAGAAUCAUUAUUCUGCUAGUUUGCACUUCUGUGCCUUUGGUUUACUUGAAUGUAUUGUGAAUAAUCAAAGGAAUAAAGGCACUUGGAUGGAGAGAAGAGAGGUGCAGAGGUACAGAGAAUGAGCUGGUAGUGCACUUCAGGCAGGUGUGACAUUUUCACUCCCUGCAGAUCCACUCUGGGGCUGCUGUGGUGCACGAGGAUGGACUGGCCUGGGGGGCUGGGUGUGGCCAGGAGCUGGGCAGGUCCCCCUGGGGCUGCUGUGCUGCCAGGCACAGGCACGGCUAGUUUGAGUUUGUUAAUGCCAGUAUUAAGGACUUGGAGAAAUUGAGCUGGGGUCCUACUCUAAACUGCAUGAGACUUCAUCUCUAGGACCCUUCCUGCAAACUGAGUAAUCUAAACAUGAGACCAUGUUCUUUUGGACAUAGAUCAUGUUCUGUUUCACAGAAAUUUGGUGACAUGUAGUAAAACUAAGCAUUUGGGACUUGAUAAAAACUUUAAAGAAUAAAUCUAAAAAGCGUGUAUUUACAGUUACAGUGACAGACUGCACAGCAUGUAAUUGCUUAAUGCUGCAGUUACCAUAAAGUUUCUAAAGUUCUUCCAUAUCUUACUAAUACAAACACUGUUAAUUACAAAAGAUUUUUAAAUUGCUACUUCAGGAUGAUUAAUGGUUGAUUAUGAGUGGCUAAAUUUAAUUUUAUAUAUAAAUAAUACUGGGGUUCAGUAUAAGAUUUUUUAAAAUAUGCUGAUGUUGUUAGCCUUUCAUUCACUACCUCCUAAAUUUUUAACAUCUAUACUGUUUUCUCCCUGGAAGACAAUACUUAAAGGCUUGACUGUUUUAUAUAGAUUUUAUCUAUAGCUAAAAAGAGGAGAAGAAAAUGCAGAAGUGCUGUGAGGAUGCUGCACAUGAGUGACAAUAUUCCGCUGCUAUCGGUGUAAUCUGUGUAUCCUGUGUGUGUCAUUGUAUCUUCAAUUCAGAUUUUAUAAAUUUAUGAGAUAUUCCAAAUUAUUUCAGAAUGGAGUGAAAAACUAAAUUUCCUUUGACUAGUGUUACAUGUUGUGUACAUGCACAGAGGGGGAAGGUGAUUCCUCCGUGGUGACUGGGAGAUCUAAGUGCACCUUAAUAGGAAGAACAAAUUCUUAAUAGAAUUAAGAUGCAUUUACUUUUAAGUUCUGAGAUGGUACUGGAGAAGUCAAGCCUAACUGUGAAUCAUAUGUUUUUUUCCACACCUGAAUUAAAUUUAGGACAAUGUUCUCACAAGCUGUCUUUAACAUGUGUAUUUUUGUGAAUAUUAUGUAUUUUCUAAUUAAAUUUUACUUGCAAUGUGAUUUUUACAUGAAUGAACUUGUUUAAAA
Messenger RNA from Oenanthe melanoleuca, 4744 nucleotides. It is a transcript of the gene PARD6B, whose product is annotated as par-6 family cell polarity regulator beta. Gene Ontology annotation, cellular component: apical plasma membrane; nucleus; cell cortex. The coding region runs from base 142 to 1254 and encodes 370 amino acids. The transcript has 3 exons. Gene Ontology annotation, biological process: regulation of cellular localization; establishment or maintenance of cell polarity; centrosome cycle. The record is from RefSeq and is a predicted model, not a curated record. Lineage: Eukaryota; Metazoa; Chordata; Aves; Passeriformes; Muscicapidae. Gene Ontology annotation, molecular function: protein kinase C binding.